AUGACAGGCUGUGGCCCGUCAUACCCUCAAAUGUCGCUGAGGUAUUAUGGAGAACAUGACUGGUAUCUUGCGCUCUUCGUGCUCGUUGAGAUUCCCCAUGAGGAAAUCGACAAAAUCAUUGAGGACGUCAACUUUAUCAUGGAAGAGCAAGGAACUUGGCUAGCAACCGAGGGCGCCGAAAUCCCUACCAAACAAAAUCCCUGCUUGACAAAAACACCCAUAGAUCGCCGAUGGACUUCACCUUAUCUAGGCAAGGCCCCAUCCGAUGCCGCCCAGUUCCUUAAGUCUAUCGGCCCACAUGAAGGAUUUGAGAGACGUCACUUCCUCGUCGUUGAUGAUGACUUUAUUCAUGAGAAACGAGGAUUGAUCAAAAUGUAUCGCAUGGAAGGAGAGGACUAUGAAGAGGCGGGAAGCGAGUUGACAGUUAUAGCGGGAAAACCCAGCCCUCUCAUGAACUUCGCUCAUGCAUAUAGACCAGGGCAGUGGGAGGAACGCGCGGAAUAUUGGAAAUAUCUGGGCCAAGCCUUCGAAUAA
Messenger RNA from Aplosporella prunicola CBS 121167, 534 nucleotides. RefSeq lists its product as uncharacterized. Lineage: Eukaryota; Fungi; Ascomycota; Dothideomycetes; Botryosphaeriales; Aplosporellaceae. The record is from RefSeq and is a predicted model, not a curated record. The transcript has 2 exons. Bases 1 to 534 code for a protein of 177 amino acids.